Capra hircus (goat) is the source of this 2500-nucleotide messenger RNA. It is a transcript of the gene GNS, whose product is annotated as glucosamine (N-acetyl)-6-sulfatase. Gene Ontology annotation, biological process: glycosaminoglycan metabolic process. NCBI's taxonomy places the organism in Eukaryota, Metazoa, Chordata, Mammalia, Artiodactyla, Bovidae. Gene Ontology annotation, molecular function: N-acetylglucosamine-6-sulfatase activity; glycosaminoglycan binding. The record is from RefSeq and is marked provisional.
CCCCGGAGCCCUGUCUGCCAUGCGGUUCCUGUCUCUGGCCCCAGAUAGGCCCCGGCGAGGCGGCCCCCGCCACCUGCCCUCCGGCAGCCCAGCGCCACCGCCGCCGCCGCCGCUGCUUCUGCUGCUGCUGCUAGGUGGUUGCCUGGGGGUCUCCGGGGCGGCGAAGGGCUCUCGGAGGCCCAACGUGGUGCUGGUUCUCGCUGAUGACCAGGACGAAGUGCUCGGCGGCAUGACACCACUGAAGAAAACCAAGGCUCUCAUUGGAGAAAUGGGAAUGACUUUCUCCAGUGCUUAUGUGCCAAGUGCUCUCUGCUGCCCGAGCCGAGCCAGCAUCCUGACAGGGAAGUACCCACACAAUCAUCACGUGGUUAACAACACUCUGGAGGGAAACUGCAGUAGCAAGUCUUGGCAGAAGAUCCAGGAACCGAAUACUUUCCCAGCAAUCCUCAGAUCAAUGUGUGGUUAUCAGACCUUUUUUGCAGGGAAAUACUUAAAUGAGUAUGGAGCCCCAGAUGCAGGUGGACUCGGACACGUCCCUCUGGGCUGGAGUUACUGGUAUGCAUUGGAAAAGAAUUCUAAAUAUUACAACUACACUCUCUCUAUCAACGGGAAGGCACGGAAGCAUGGUGAGAACUACAGUGUGGACUACCUGACAGACGUCUUGGCCAAUGUCUCCUUGGACUUCCUGGACUACAAGUCCAACUCUGAGCCAUUCUUCAUGAUGAUCUCCACCCCAGCACCCCAUUCGCCAUGGACAGCUGCACCUCAGUACCAGAACGCCUUCCAGAACGUCUUCGCACCAAGAAACAAGAACUUCAACAUCCAUGGAACGAACAAGCACUGGUUAAUUCGGCAAGCCAAGACCCCAAUGACUAAUUCUUCAAUACAGUUUUUAGAUAAUGCAUUUAGGAAAAGGUGGCAGACUCUGCUCUCAGUGGAUGACCUUGUGGAGAAGCUGGUCAAGCGAUUGGAGUUCAAUGGGGAGCUCAACAACACCUACAUCUUUUAUACCUCAGACAAUGGCUAUCACACAGGACAGUUUUCUUUGCCAAUAGACAAAAGACAGCUGUAUGAAUUUGAUAUCAAAGUUCCACUAUUGGUUCGAGGGCCUGGGAUCAAACCAAAUCAGACAAGCAAGAUGCUCGUUGCCAACAUUGACUUGGGCCCUACUAUUUUGGACAUUGCGGGCUAUAGCCUGAAUAAGACCCAGAUGGAUGGGAUGUCUUUUUUGCCCAUUUUGAAAGGGGCCAGUAAUCUGACUUGGCGAUCAGACGUCCUGGUGGAAUAUCAGGGAGAAGGCCGCAACGUCACCGACCCCACGUGUCCUUCCCUGAGUCCUGGAGUGUCUCAAUGUUUCCCUGACUGUGUGUGUGAAGAUGCAUAUAAUAACACCUAUGCCUGUGUGAGGACCAUGUCGGAACUGUGGAACUUACAAUAUUGCGAGUUUGAUGACCAGGAGGUGUUCGUAGAAGUCUAUAACCUGACUGCAGACCCACACCAACUCAAUAACAUUGCUAAAAGCAUAGACCCAGAGCUUCUGGGAAAGAUGAACUAUCGGCUGAUGAUGUUACAGUCCUGCUCUGGACCAACCUGCCGCACUCCAGGGGUCUUUGACCCCGGGUAUAGGUUUGACCCUCGCCUCAUGUUCAGCAAUCAUGGCAGCAUCAGGACACGAAGAUUCUCAAAACACCUUCUGUAGCACCUGUGCGGUUGGAUCUCUGCUCACCUCUUUCUGAUGAAGUGAUUGGAGUAGGUGUCUGUAGCUAGUCUUCAAGACCAUGCCUGGAAGGGUUUCUGGACUGGCUUUAAGUCCUGUUUGAAAAAGCAACCCAAUCAGCUGACUUCCUUGUGCAAUGUGUUAAAACUGUGAACUCUGCCUGUGUGUCAGGAGUGGCUGUCCCUGGUCCCUUUAUUUAGCAGAUGACAAUACUCCUGAGAUCUUUGUUCUCACCAAACCCUUUUUGUCCUGCGGCCACAGUUUUUAAUUAGUCCCCAUGUGAUCUGGACUUAUAAAUCCAUUCAGAUAAAUGGCACUGCUUUGCUGGGGGUGGGAAAUGUUUUUGGUAUCCAGCUUGACCUAAAAUCGGAGGACCUGCAUAGCAUUCCAGAUUAAGCACUUCACUAUCAAAAAUACCAAUAUCACAUGGCUUGAAGAACCACCAUCAGAGCUGAACCACCUGAUUAAAGACAAAAACCAUUGGUUUUAGAUAGUAAAAAUACACUUUUUAUAAUAACCAUCACAAUGUGAUAAGGUCACAAAUUCAAAACUUAUCAACCAAGCUCUGUUCAUUUUUGGGAAUUCUGGGCUUGUGCUUCAUUGAAAUAGAACAAUAGCAAGCUUUUGGUACAGGCUAAUUCUAAGUAGUUACUGAAGGUGAUAGACAUCUACUUGCCAGUGACUGCUCACAUAGUGAGCCAGUUAACACCAGGGCUGUUGAGGGAAUUUCGCCCCUCUAAGAUCUGAAAGAUAAAGUGGGUUAAGUAUUUCAGCAGAGGACUU